Molecule: messenger RNA, 736 nt
Organism: Cryptomeria japonica (Japanese cedar)
Lineage: Eukaryota; Viridiplantae; Streptophyta; Pinopsida; Cupressales; Cupressaceae
Product: inner centromere protein-related protein pic1
Exons: 4
Coding region: 31-600 (189 amino acids)
Source: RefSeq, a predicted model, not a curated record
CAGGUUGAAUAUGGGCGAAUUCGGAAGGCAAUGGAGGAAGAGGCAAAGAAGCAGCGCCGUCUAGACAAAAAAAAGGAAGCUGCUGAGCGCAGACAACGGAUAGAGGAUGAUGCAAAACAAAUUUGCAUGAAAUCUAACAAAUUUACAUCAAAGGAUGCAAAACGCAUGGAAGAAGUCCACCAGCAUAAAGAAACAACACUUCAGAUUCUAAAGGAAUAUGCUGCAAAGGUGUUAUGCAUGUCAACUAGUUAUGACACAGAAGCUCAAUCAAUGUUGGUCGGUGAGGCUACUUCAUAUGAAAUAUCAUCUUAUGAAGGUUCAGAGGAAGAGGACAACAAUAAUGAUUUUGCUCCAGGGAAAGUCGUGCCAACAUGGACAAGGACAGAGAAUUUGAUUCCACAAAUCAUUAGUCAACAAUAUAUUGAUCCUGAUGAGAUAUUUGGUAUUGCAAAAUUUUUCAAUUUAAAUGAAGUUUUUGAAUCUAAUGGAUCAGAUGAAACGAGAGAUUUCAAGCGGCGUAGUUAUAGCGGGGAAUGGCUUAAUGACACUUUCACAGAGGAAGAAGAGUAUCUAUACAAGUUGCAGAUGGGAUACAUCUAAGUAGAUUUAUUAACUAGACUGAGAUUGUCUUCUGCUUAUAGCAUGUUUGUGCCAGUUACCACAGCUUUACCUUCAAGAUGAAUUUUAUAUCAUUGAUAAUUGAAAUCAAAGAUAUCGCCUUGCUGGGAAAAGUAUG